AUGUCUCCUCAUCCUGGAGUGCCCAUAGCUUCUUGGGACUUCGGUCCCUGUAUCGAACUGCUAGUGCAGGGCGUGAAGUCCGACAACACUAAAUCACCACGGCUGAACAAUGCCUCCUCGACAAACAUACCUGCCAGAAACCAAGAUGUCGCCACCACCAGAAGUACUCCAAGUCUAGGGAAUUUCGAUGCCAUUUUCAAGCACUUAGGCACCGAGCCUAUCGACAUACCCAUCAAAGCAAACUAUCCAUCAUCUUCAGACGAAACAUCUGAAGAUGUAGGCUCAUACUCCACUACGGCCUCCACACCGCCGGACGAAGAACCUGAAUAUUUUGACUUGUGCAUGACACCUAGGGCGGUCAGGGCGAAUGAAGAUAUUCAAAAUUACAAAACAAAACUGGAGUUGAAUAAUACUCCACAAAAUAAACCGAAGAAAGUCACCUUGCCCAACGGAGCCAAGCAACUGCCAAACAAUCCCCUGUCAACGACCGAACUUUAUCGUCAGCUCAAGGUCACCCGAACAUUGGACUCGACCGUUCCACUCCCAAGUUUCGGAUGGGUGCCGGAUGACCUGCCUACUACGCCGGUACGGAGAAGCGAGCGCAUAUUUAACAAAGCCAAGAAGUCCUCAGCUGUAGUUGAUGUCCAUGCGACAUUAACGCAUUUUUCAACAGCACGAGCUGCUGGAAUCAGCACGCAUAAGUCAGUCGGCCGUCGCCAGAGUUUACCUGCAGAUACUCCGCGUAUUCUGCUGGAUCCUAAAGUGAUAAGACCUCUGCUAUAUGCGUCUCAUGAUACGAAGAAGCUUAGAAUUGCUGAAAAGCUCAUGCUAAGAUUCGGAAAAAUAUCGAGUACGAUUGAGGGCGACCUUAUCCGUGCUAUAGACCAUGUUGGUGGCAAUGAACGUCCAGAUGGCAUCCAUGUGUUCGUUGAUAGCUCUAACAUUGCCAUCGGAUUUGCAGAGGCGCUCAAAAGGGCACGGGGAAUGGACAAAAAUGAAUUUACGAAAUUACCACCACUGGCAUACCAUUCGCUGGCCUUGAUCAUGGAACGUGGUCGAGGUGUCGCGAAACGGGUUCUGGUGGGAUCCAGUCGAGAUAACGUGCGAUUGGAUUACAUGUACGAAGCAGCCCAGUGCGGCUAUGAAGUUUCAGCGCUCGAGCGCGUGGAAAAGUUUAAGGGGGCGAAAGAGUCGGAUAUUGAAAAAUAUAAGCGGCUCGGAGGAGCCAAUGGCAACAACACGUCUUCCGGUAGUGGCGGCGAGGCACCUCUCAACGCCUUUAAAACGGUUACUGAGCAAGGCGUGGACGAGAUUCUUCAUAUGAAAAUGCUGGAAAGCAUGGUUGAUACGGAGUACCCCUCCACAAUGGUCGUCGCCACCGGAGACGCCGCUGUCGCGGAGUACUCCUCUGGCUUUCUCAGGAACGUCGAAAGGGCUCUUGAGCGGGGAUGGAAGGUUGAGCUCGUCGCUUGGAAGCUUAGUAUGAGCUACGCCUACCGCGAUAAAGCAUUUGCGAAGAAAUGGGCCAAGCAGUUCACGAUAGUGGAACUGGACGACUUCCAAGAGGAGUUGUUGGGCAUCUAUACGAAAGGCCCCCGCACUUUUGACGCGUCGAAUUUUGUGUAG
Molecule: messenger RNA, 1626 nt
Organism: Pseudogymnoascus destructans
Lineage: Eukaryota; Fungi; Ascomycota; Leotiomycetes; Thelebolales; Thelebolaceae
Exons: 1
Coding region: 1-1626 (541 amino acids)
Biological process (GO): protein import into nucleus
Cellular component (GO): nucleus
Molecular function (GO): small GTPase binding; guanyl-nucleotide exchange factor activity
Source: RefSeq, a predicted model, not a curated record